AUGGAUAGAACAUCAGAAUUACCAACACAAAUUCUCCACAAUAUACUCUCUCGUCUCCCCACAAAAACUGCGGCUCGAACCAGUGUGUUGUCAAAGCCAUGGCUAAAAGCAUGCUCUACGAACUCCCAUCUCAGUUUUGAUGAAUCUGAUUUUAAAAGACGGCAUGGUAAGUUUGUAGACUUUCAUGGUCAGUUCUUGAGGAUUGUGGACAAUACUUUGGAAAAGUAUCAUCAUGAAAAAAUACCUGUUUCAAAUUUUAAGCUUUGUAUCUUAUUUUCUGAUCAAACUGAUUGUGACGGUAUAGUGGAUAAAUGGUUUGAUAUCAUAGCAAAGAAAAGGGUUUCACAGCCUAAUUUCAUGUUGCGGCCCUCAUAUCAUGAAUUCAUGAUGAUAUCAUAUCAAUACUGUAACGGGUUCAGUUGCAUUCGUAUUUCAAAUCUUCCUAACCUUUUGUCUCUUCAUAUCUUAUGCUGCCCAAUUGAGGAAGUUCACAUUGUUGAUGCACCAAAAUUGCUUUCUUUCGAAUAUGUGAACCAAGAUAAGCUACAGCCUUCUUCAUAUGGUGUUGAUGUAUUUUUGCGUUCUUUGAAUAUUGGUACUUGCCAAAAUCUCAGAAGAGUAGAAUUUGUGAAGGCCACAAUUGAUGAUACCGAUCUAUUCCAGCUCAUACAAAAACUACCCUUCAUCAAGGAAUUGAGCUUACGCUAUUGUAAGUAUUUGAAAAUAUUAAAAAUCUCAAGUUCAAUUUGUAGCAUAGGAAACUGUGAAUGCUUAGUGCAAGCCAUUUUUGAUGUGCCCAAGUUACUCUCCUUGGUCUUUUCCAAUCAGUUUAGAUUACCUUCUCUCUCUUUUGAACGUGCUUCAAGCCAAUGCAGGAUUUCCAUAGAUUAUCGCUACAUGUGGAAUGCUCAGCAGUUCAUUGACUUAAGGAGAUUUCUAGUUGAGUUGAAUGGUCAGCCUGUGGACUUGACAUUGUCUAAUACACUUUGGAGUUUGAGAGCAAGUGGAAUACGUGAUCAUCAUCCCACACCUCAAGUUGAGAAUUUAAUAUCUAUUUCUGGGUAUUCAACUGCAUCAUAUUCAACUUACUUUGAUGCCAUCUUCUGGACUUGUUGGCCCAAGUGUUUAACAGUACAGUGUGACCAAAGAUUUAGAAAGUUUCUACGUCAACAAUUGCUGAAGAAGUACUAUUGGAGACUUAGCAAAUACACUUGGAAAGAGUAUCUCAUAAAUGCUCACAUAGAAUACAAGAGAAAGAUAGAAGAUAAUUGGAUGACUCUUGAUACAAAAGUGUUAGCAGCUAACUCUCGGAUUAUUGAAGAGAUCCAUACAAUUCGCUUCAAGCAAGCUUAA
Molecule: messenger RNA, 1353 nt
Organism: Nicotiana tabacum (common tobacco)
Lineage: Eukaryota; Viridiplantae; Streptophyta; Magnoliopsida; Solanales; Solanaceae
Product: F-box/LRR-repeat protein At1g48400-like
Molecular function (GO): protein binding
Source: RefSeq, a predicted model, not a curated record